CCGCGUCGCCCGGGCGGAACCUUUCCGCGCGGCCGCGGUGUGGGGGGAGGGGAACACCGGGUCGCGCGGGAGACGGCUUCCGGCUCCGACGCCGCCAUGGAGACCAUCCUGGAGCAACAGCGCCGCUACCACGAGGAGCGCGAGCGGCUGAUGGACGUGAUGGUCAAGGAGAUGCUGACCCGCAAGUCCACGCUGCGGGACCAGAUCAACUCGGACCACCGCACGCGGGCCAUGCAGGACCGCUACAUGGAAGUCAGCGGCAACCUGCGGGACCUCUACGACGACAAGGACGGGUUGCGGAAGGAAGAGCUCGGCGCGAUUUCGGGGCCCAACGAGUUCGCCGAGUUCUACAACCGGCUGAAGCAGAUCAAGGAGUUCCAUCGCAAGCAUCCCAACGAGAUCUGUGUGCCGAUGUCAGUAGAAUUUGAGGAGCUCUUAAAGGCCCGGGAAAACCCAAGCGAAGAGGCUCAGAACCUUGUGGAGUUCACUGAUGAAGAAGGAUACGGCCGCUAUCUGGACCUGCACGACUGCUACCUGAAGUACAUCAACCUCAAGUCGUCUGAGAAACUGGACUACAUCACUUACCUGUCUACUUUCGACCAGCUCUUUGACAUUCCAAAGGAUAGAAAGAAUGCCGAGUACAGAAGGUACUUGGAGAUGCUGUUGGAAUACCUGCAGGAUUAUACAGACCGAGUAAAGCCUCUGCUUGACCAGAAUGAGCUGUUUGGCAAAAUUCAGGGAGAUUUUGAGAAAAAGUGGGAGAUUGGCACUUUCCCUGGUUGGCCGAAAGAGACUAGCAGUGCCCUCACGCAUGCUGGGGCCCACCUGGACCUCUCUGCCUUCUCCUCUUGGGAGGAGUUGGCCUCCCUUGGUCUAGAUCGGCUGAAAUCUGCCCUGCUGGCCUUAGGUCUGAAAUGUGGAGGGACGUUGGAGGAACGCGCUCAGAGGCUUUUCAGCACAAAGGGCAAGUCCCUGGAAGCCCUUGAUCCCGCUCUCUUUGCCAAAAACCCUAAGACAAAAGGGAGCAAACGGGACACAGAGCGGAAUAAGGACGUGGCCUUCCUAGAAGCCCAGAUCUACGAGUACGUGGAGAUCCUUGGGGAGCAACGGCAGCUGACGCAUGAAAAUGUGCAGCGCAAGCAGGCGCGGACUGGGGAAGAGCGUGAGGAGGAAGAGGAAGAGCAGAUCAGUGAGAGCGAAAGUGAGGACGAAGAGAAUGAGAUCAUCUACAACCCCAAGAACUUGCCUCUGGGCUGGGAUGGUAAGCCAAUUCCCUACUGGCUCUACAAGCUCCACGGGUUGAACAUCAACUACAACUGUGAGAUCUGUGGGAAUUAUACAUACCGUGGGCCCAAAGCUUUCCAGCGACACUUUGCGGAAUGGCGCCACGCUCAUGGGAUGCGAUGCUUGGGCAUUCCCAACACAGCUCAUUUCGCAAACGUUACACAGAUUGAAGACGCCGUGUCAUUGUGGGCCAAGCUGAAGCAACAGAAGGCUUCGGAGAGGUGGCAGCCAGAUACAGAAGAGGAAUAUGAAGACUCCAGUGGGAAUGUGGUCAACAAGAAGACCUAUGAAGACCUGAAACGCCAAGGCCUGCUGUAAACAGACACGCACCUGCCCCAUCCCCACCCUUGUCUCCCUUUUGGUGACUGGAGUCCUUGUGGGCAGGCACUUCAGAGAUGCUCCUAGUCAACAGAAUGGACUCUGUAAGACCUUUGCUUUAUGUUGAACUGAUAUAUAGAAAUAAACUACUUUUAAAGGCAG
Ahaetulla prasina is the source of this 1764-nucleotide messenger RNA. It is a transcript of the gene SF3A3, whose product is annotated as splicing factor 3a subunit 3. Lineage: Eukaryota; Metazoa; Chordata; Lepidosauria; Squamata; Colubridae. The coding region runs from base 97 to 1602 and encodes 501 amino acids. Gene Ontology annotation, cellular component: nucleus; spliceosomal complex. The record is from RefSeq and is a predicted model, not a curated record. Gene Ontology annotation, molecular function: RNA binding; zinc ion binding. Gene Ontology annotation, biological process: mRNA splicing, via spliceosome. The transcript has 17 exons.